Molecule: messenger RNA, 7063 nt
Organism: Haplochromis burtoni (Burton's mouthbrooder)
Lineage: Eukaryota; Metazoa; Chordata; Actinopteri; Cichliformes; Cichlidae
Gene: adarb1b
Product: adenosine deaminase RNA specific B1b
Exons: 11
Coding region: 1873-3969 (698 amino acids)
Biological process (GO): adenosine to inosine editing; RNA processing
Cellular component (GO): nucleolus; cytoplasm
Molecular function (GO): double-stranded RNA binding; double-stranded RNA adenosine deaminase activity; tRNA-specific adenosine deaminase activity
Source: RefSeq, a predicted model, not a curated record
CGGUUGGGGGUGAGGGGAGGAAGACAUGCUGUGGAAACAAGUCACAGUAAAAACUGUUAUCAUUACGGCAGCUGUACUGUAAGCUUUAUUAUGCUGCCAGUACUGUAGUUUUACAUAGAACCUGGUCACAGUGUAGGAGUAUCGAGUGUAAACUCAGUUAUAUGAUCCAUCACUGCCUUCUCGUGCUAGCAGCUGUUUGAUGGACUACUCAGUCUCUGUGGUGGCCAAAAUACAUCACAUUGUAAUAUUAAUAUGAAUUCUAGUCCUUGAAAUUUAUCUUUUUUUCAUGUAAAAAAAAGCUGAUAAACAAUAACAAGCCAUGCUUGAAGACCCACGCUACCAAAUAUACACGUAUAGCACUUUAUCUUCUUGCAUUGUGAAUUCUGGCUGAGUGUUUACAGGCCUGGCAUGUGCUCUCCUGAGGCGUCUUCUGUUGAGCAUCACAGAAUCCUCCCCCUAGAACAGCGCUCACAACAUCGAUCUGAAUACAGAGGAAAGGAACUCAGAGCUGUGCAACAUUUUUGGAGUCACGCUGAUUUAAAAAAAAAAAAAAACUAAACUAAAAAAACAAGUUUUGCAGAGUUUUCACCAAAAAAUUGUUAAAAAUGUUCCCACAUAAGUCCGCUGCAUUUAGCAUGUGGGCAGGCUGCUGGCUUGGUGUCUGUGCGACUUUUUUAAAGUGCUGGCAGUCGCCCUGCGCAUGUGUCAUUUGUGUUGUCUUAGUCAGCACCUUCUGCUCCAGCUUGUGCUUUUUAAACUCAAGUUGUUGUUCUUCUUCUUCCACGCACCGACACCUGGGACAGGUGCUGGUGUAAGAGAGGCGGCCUCAUUGAUUAAGAGAUUUGAGUUUCCUUUAUGUGCAAGCAGAAACCGUGAGGUGAUUUUACACCCAGCAUGCUCAUCAAAGCAAAGAUAAAAGAAAGAAAAUCAAUGAUUCCCUCUGUACAUGUUCCCUGUGUACAUACAGCAUCAUAAUAACAUUCAUGUCACAGUGCUGCCCUCUGCUGGGCAAAUAAGAAAAGCAAAAACAUUUCCAGGCUGUCAUCGUGGAGAAAACUGCACAUGGUGAUCCAGCUUUUAUCUCCCAUGAAUUUUUUACGGGCAGGCGCGCAAUCAAUCUCAAUACGACACACACAUUCAAUUAAAUGCAUUAAUUAAAAUGUGUGUGUGUGUGUAGUAGCAAGAAAAGGUAGGUCAGCAGGAGGGGUAGCUGCUUAAUGGCUUAUCAGGACCCUGGCUAGACUGUGUGUGUGUGUGUGUGUGUGUGUUUGUUUGUGUGUGUGUGUGUGUGGCCAGCGGUUACUGAGCCAUUGACCUAAUUUUUGGCUGAAGACUGAGAGUCGAGGUUUACAGUCACGCACUCCUCAUAUCACACGCGGUCGACUGAUUUUCUGUUUCUCUUUCAUAAACCUUUUUUCCCCCACGCUGAACCUCUCAGACGUAAUUAUUGUCCAGUCCAGAGUCUGAAUGCUUUUUUACUUCUUUGCCAUUUUUCUGAUCGUCCCCGUCAAGCCUAUUGAACCGCCCGUGUUAUUCUCCAUGCACCUUCUGCCCCCGACUCUAUUGAUCAAAGGGCUCCAGUAAGAGGACGUCCUCUGAAACCCCCCACCCCCACCUCGUCAGUCUACUACAAAUCUCUCACACACCAUCUCUCCUUCUCUCUCUCCUUCUUACCAAACUGUUCCCAAGAUGAGGUUUAGGGAGUGUUACUUUUAGGAGCGUGACUUCCUCACAAGGCAAUGAAGCUGCGCUCCUUCUGCCUGGACAUUUUUCAUCUGACUUCACAUUCAGAUUUUACCGGUCACAGACUGCACGGCAGCCAGAGGUGCAGCGGGUGCGAGGCUGCUCUCGGGUCAGAGCAAACCCGUGGCCAUGGAUGUGGAUGAGGAAGAGAAUAUGAGUUCAAGCAGCACCGACGUAAAGGAAAACCGAAACCUGGACAACGUGUCCUGCAAAGACGGGGUGGGAGUGGCUGAACAGCUCCCUAAUGGCAGUGGCCUGGGCAGUCGAAAGCGACCGCUAGAAGAGGGAAACAAUGGCCACACGCAUUCCAAGUUCCGGGCUAAGAAGCGCAAGAAAACACCGGGCCCGGUCCUGCCCAAGAACGCUCUGAUGCAGCUGAAUGAAAUCAAACCAGGUCUACAGUACAAACUGCUGUCUCAGACAGGCCCGGUGCAUGCGCCAGUGUUUGUCAUGACCGUGGAGGUCAAUGGACAGAUGUUUGAAGGCAUGGGCCCAACAAAGAAGAAGGCUAAGCUAAACGCAGCUGAGAAAGCGCUGCGUUCCUUCGUCCAGUUCCCCAACGCUUCAGAGGCGCAUCUGGCCAUGGGCCGAACACUGACAGUGAACACAGACUUUACAUCGGAUCAAGCUGACUUCCCCGACAUGCUCUUCAACGGCUUUGAGACGCCAGCCGCGCCAGAAGAAUCCUUCUAUCUGGGCUCCAACGGUAGCAGCUCCCUAAACUCACUAGGGGAGUAUCCACUGCCCACACCACCUGGCAGUAUCCUUGUCCAGCCCCCACUGCCCCCUCCAUCUGCAUUCAGCUCGCCCUCCAGUGGCAAAAACCCAGUCAUGAUCCUCAAUGAGCUUAGGCCGGGUCUCAAAUAUGACUUUGUCUCAGAGAGCGGUGAGAGUCACGCCAAGAAUUUUGUGAUGUCAGUAACAGUGGAUUCACAGACAUUUGAAGGAUCAGGGCGCAACAAGAAGCUGGCUAAAGCCCGGGCAGCGCAAGCCGCCCUGUCUGCACUGUUCAACAUGCAGCUAGACCAGACACCAUCUCGGCAACCCAUACCAAGAGAGGGAUUGCAGCUUCACCUACCCCAGGUUCUGGCUGAUGCGGUCUCUCGCCUGGUUGUGGAUAAGUUCAGUGAGCUGACAGACAACUUUACGUCCCCGCACGCACGGCGAAAAGUGCUGGCAGGCGUCGUCAUGACAACAGGCACAGAUGUGAAGGAAGCACAGGUCAUUUGUGUCUCCACGGGAACCAAAUGCAUCAACGGUGAGUACAUGAGUGACCGCGGCCUGGCACUCAAUGACUGCCACGCUGAGAUAAUUGCCCGACGCUCGCUCAUCAGGUACCUCUACACUCAGCUGGAGUUCUUCCUCAGCAACAACAAGGAGGACUACCACAAAUCAAUAUUUGUGCUGUGUGACAAGGGAGGCUACAGGUUAAAGGAUAACGUUCAGUUCCACCUCUACAUCAGCACCUCUCCCUGUGGAGAUGCCAGGAUUUUCUCUCCACACGAGGCCGGAGUGGAAGACCAAGGAGACAGACAUCCUAACCGGAAAGCGCGCGGUCAGCUGAGGACCAAAAUCGAGUCCGGGGAGGGCACCAUCCCUGUAAGGUCCAGCAACACCAUCCAGACCUGGGACGGUGUUCUUCAAGGGGAGCGAUUACUCACCAUGUCCUGCAGUGACAAGAUUGCGAGGUGGAACGUGGUGGGCAUCCAGGGCUCCUUGAUGAGCUACUUCACAGAGCCAAUCUACUUCUCCAGCAUAAUCCUGGGCAGCCUUUACCAUGCUGACCACCUCUCCAGGGCCAUGUACCAGCGCAUCGCAGAUAUCGAAGACCUGCCCCAGCAGUUCACCCUCAACAGGCCUCUUCUCAGCGGUAUAAGUAAUGCUGAAGCCAGGCAGCCAGGCAAGGCUCCAAACUUCAGUGUGAACUGGACGGUGGGUGACCAGGCCCUGGAGGUGAUCAACGCAACCACGGGCAAGGACGACAUGGGCCGCGCCUCACGGCUCUGCAAACACGCACUCUACAGCCGCUGGGUGCGCCUUCACUCCAAGCUGUCGUCCAUCUUGCGGAUCAAGGUGUCGAAGCCGAGCUCUUACCACGAAGCAAAGCAGGCGGCCACAGAGUACCACUCUGCCAAGCAGGCGCUCAUCAAGGCCUUCCACAAGGCCGGCUUGGGGGCUUGGGUCAAAAAGCCCAUCGAGCAAGACCAGUUCACCCUCAGCUCCUGAGGGAGUCGAGGGAUUCCUUAACCACCCCCUCCUCUUUCCCUGACCCAGGCCUGAGAGAGCCCCCGUAUUAACAAGCAGACACUUACUUCCGUCCCAUGUGUCAGCACGCACGUGCACUUUGUAUUUGUGGAAAUGAACGUGCGCCGUUUCACAAACCAUCCGUAACUCAUCAUUCUCAUUCCUCAGAGGACAUCAGCCUCGUGUCUUUGAUUUAACUUUUUACUUUGAUUUUACUGUGUAAAACUGGAAUCCAUGUUUUGUUUUUUCGUUUAACACGCACCCAUUUGUUUCCCAGAGAAAUCAUGUUCUUAUGGCGUAGAUGUGGAAGCUGAAAUUAUACCGUUCUGUCUUGUUGAUCAAUGAGUAGCUAAUUUAGGUCGGAAUGUAGCCUAGAAACGGGAUCUUUGUUGACUAAAACCAAUGUAUAUGGACCUAAAACAAUAUAUAUCUUUGCUAAAAUUAAUGACACUGACAAAUUUUAAUUUAAUUAUGCAUAAAUCUUCAAGAUGUAAAUCUAGUGCUGAGAAAAACAUAAGCGUUGUAACGUUUAAUGUGUGUUAUUUGGUCCGUUCCUUAGCUGAGACUACGUGUUCUUAUCCUCUGGAUUAAAGAUACAAAUGUUACAAAAUGUUGUCGCCCUGUUUGAGUCACUGACUGGAAAGAGUUUAUAAGGCAGGUGUGACAGCGUCGUAGCGCUCUUUCCUUUAUUUUUAUGUCGUGUUCAUUCAUCUGUGCGUAUGAUUUUUAAGUUAUUUUAUGUCACUCUCAUUUCAUACUUGAACAGAUGCGAGGGAGGGGUGAGGGUCACGUUGACUGCCCCCCCCCCACCCCUCGCCUGGGUCUUGGGAGAAGCUUUGGGAGGUGCUGCACGUUGUAUUUUUUUCUUGAUCCAAGCCAUGGCUUUGCAUGGAAACUGAACUUAGAGGCCUGCAGAGCGGAAAACGUAGGAUGGGGAGCCCCGUGCGUCCGUCGGCGAAUGAUGUUGAAUGAAUGCCAGCAUCUUCCUCCACAGGCAGCUUUGAAUCUUUGUCUCUAUUUUCUAGAUUUCUUGUGAUUGAUUGUUUGAUUUUUGAGGGAAGGGGGGGAUGGGAACAAUUAUUUUUUUCACCCUUAGGCAUUUGAGGACUGGGGCUAAUGCCACAGUGAACAUAGCGAUAGUAUAACGGACCUCUCAGAUCUUGUAAUUAUGUCAUUUUGUUGCAGGGAACAAUGAUGGCUGACAGAUGACAUGGUAUAUAUGUACUGUAGCAGCACAUACAGUAUAUCACUAGAUGCAAUCCCUCCACAUUAUUGUGUGCGGAAUCAGCUAGAUGAACAGCAGAGUAAAAUGCAACCCCUGCAUGAGAAGACUCAGAAGUCGUAUGCUAAAAUGUAUCACAGUGUGAUGUCAUGUUCAUCCUCGUCCUCUCUACGCCCAGUUAAGAAACAUGUUAGCUGCAUAUUCCAUGUUGUGAAUUAACUCGAUUCCUGUACACCCCGAGUGCAUAAAUGUCCUCAUGUUUUCAAUUUGUAAAUGAGGAUGUUUUCCCGCGGUGACUUCCUAUUUCCAGCUGCGGGAAAUUUCUAUGUGCGGGUGUGCGUGCAAUUAAUGUGUGUGCUCAGGUUGUCUUUAAGCAUAUUCCUGUCAGAUUUUCACCAAAGAUGAUGAUGUCCAUGUGUGUUUCUGCCCCAGUGUUUUCCUUUUCUUUUUCAAAUAUCUAACAUCGUGGCAUCGACCCUUUACUGUCCGGUCUUUUGCAUACCCGCACAACAAUGUACUACUUUUACUUUGUACAAAAACGAUGUGCUCGAUUCAAAGUGGGAGAAAUACAAAUGUCAGGCUUCUUUAGUGCAUCUGUAGCUGUCAAUCAGUGAUCAUGUGUAUAUUGUGAGCUGCGAUCAUUAUUGCUGCAAAAUACUAGUUCUGUGUAAAUAAGGAGCAACAAAGGCAACACGUCUUCUGACCUGUACAAUCGAUUCAUCCUCAAGAACAAAAAAAACCCAAAAUGUUUUGAUCCCUCCUCUGUUGCCGAGAUUGUGAAGAUGUUACUGUUGCUAAGUAAGUAUUUGUGAUUCUGUGUCACUCACUGGGCACCAUAAAGCAUGGCACUAACACUGCCGGGGUCAACAUGCUUCAUCCCCAUUGUAGCCACCCAUGUUUUAAAAAAAAAUAUGCACUGUAAAGUGCCUAAGCUCAAAGUGGCAUCCACCAGCUGGCACGUGUGAUGUCAUGUAUGUACCUUUCACUUAUACUUGGUUGUUUUUGGGGGUAUUUUUGUUUGUUUGUUUUUAGUCAGUAUUUAAAAAGCAGGAAGCGGGGACUCCCAGAGUAGAGUUAAAGUUAAAAAAAAAAACUUAAAAAGUAUCCAGUGCCCCCCCGACAAACAGAUCCAGACCAAAGUCUCGAGCAAUACUGAUAAUAUCUCCUGUAACGUCAGGCCAAAACCAACAAGAGUGUCGAGUUUUCCUCCCCUUCUGCUCCUUCGGUUUUCUGUUGGUGUUCUUCGUUUAUUCUAAACUGCAAAGAUUUUUUAAUAUAGAUAUUUCCCCCUGCUUGUUGGAUUUUGUUUUCAUUUUUAACUGCACUAAAGAUGUCAACAGAUGAUGUCAUGAUCUCUCUCUCUAUACAUAUAUAUAUAUAUAUAUGUAUAUAUAUUUAAAAAAAGACAAAGUCCCCAUUUAUGGAUUAGAUGGAUCAAACUAUCUGCAAGAACUGAACUGCUUCUGCUUAACCCUUUGUGAAUCCUCAAUGAUGGUCAGUGCACACCCUCCACCCCACCCCUUCUGCAGCUGCACCCAUUGGUGGGGUUCUUUUUUAUUUAUUUGUUAUAAUUAUUAUUAUUAUGUUUCUUUUGUUUGGUGACUCCAGAUCGGUCAGUGUUUGUUAACUGAUUUCCAGAGCCACUGCUCUCCGUUCUUCUCCUUCUGCAGUUGUCCAAUGUGUGAAACCCUCCCCUGACAAAAACUACAACUUUGCAUGUACUACCAACACUGAAGCUGCACCUAGCAUGAUGACAAACUUUUAAAGGACUCGUGUAGAAAAAAAAGAGUUAACAGCUAAAGAUAGAUAUAUAAAGUGAACAAAAAAGAAUAAAAGAGUUCUUAGUUUACUUUU